UAGACCACAGUGCAGCAAGCCCAGCCCCCCCUUCAAGAAGCUUGUUCCAGAGAGCCGCUGGAUCCAGAGGUGAUCUCAGGAGGCCACAACUUCAUCACCUUUGCAGGAAGCACAAAAAACAGAAGAUGGCACGUGUUGGACGACCCUCGCUUUCCCUGAUCCACACAGGAUUCCUGUUAGCGGUUGUUCUAUUACCAGAGUUUCUGGGGGCGGUUCCAGUGGAGCAGCACAAGGAGGAAGUGACUGCAGUGUCUCAUGAUGUGAAAGCCGAGGCCAUGGCCAACUUGAAGAGACUCGUGCGUAACAGGAGGAAUGUCCCCAUCUUUGCUGUGCCCCAGCUCAAACGCCUGCCGGACUUCUGGGGAUGGUACAAAUACUUCAUGGACACCCACAACCAGGAGGGAGUUGAGGAUCUGGAUCGUCUGUACAUGGCCUACCUGCAGAACAAGCACAGGUCAGAGGAGGGGCCAACCUUCAACCACUACCUCAAGCACCUCAGUGAAAUCUACAAAACCUGUGCCGAUUCCGAUGAUCCAGAGUGCAUUGCAGAGUCCACCAGCAAGCCAAAGGCUGCAGUGGUGAUGCCUGCCCCCAUCAAGUCCGCUGCCGCCAUGCUGUGCAACCCUUACAUUGACCCCUACUGCCUCUUCCCCCUCUUACCCAAGGCCGCAGCCCCAGAGCCUGAGCCAGCUCCAGCCAAGGUACCAGCUCCCAUCCUCACCCCCCUGCUGCCCAUGCCUCUGAAGAGCCCCACUGGCUUCUACUACUAUGCCCCUGUCCUGGAGCCCUUCCUGAGUGCCGAGCAGAAGGCUGAGCUGCUGAGGAUCUGCAACCAUGAAGAUGUGGAGUGUCUGCAGUACCACCUGAGGGCAGCAUAUGGCUACCGCCCAGCUCCUGGCCCAGCCCCAUCCUAUGCUGCCCUCAAAUGUGACCCCAAGGACCCCUACUGUAAGCCCAUCCUGGUCCAGAAGGCCCCCACCGGCUUCUACCACCUGCUCUACCCCAACUGUGACCCAGCAGUUGAUCCUCUGUGUGUGGCCAGCGUCGCUGCUCCUGCUCCCCUCUCUGCUGAGGAGGCUCCUAAAGAGCAACACUGCAACCCUCUGUUUGAUGCCGGCUGCAACCCCCUGACUGCCACCAAGCUGUCCGGCCUCACCAAGCCCGUCCUGGAGUACGCCCCCAGGGAUGAGCCUGCACCUCCUGCUGCUCCUCUGUCCUGCGACCCCCGCUCUGAUCCCUUCUGCAUACUGGCAGCCGCCGCUGCCCUACGCAAGCCCCCCCCACAGAUCCCCGAGCACCAGGUCCGCUACAAGCUCGGCGUCCGUGGCAAGACCAAGGAGGGCCACGACUGCUAUGUGCACUAUGACAAAGACUGCACCCCGGUGAAGCCUGGCUCUGAAGCCAAGGCUGACAUCAAGGCUCCAUCCAAGCCCCUCUGCCAUCCAUUUGACCCCAACUGCGGCAAAAUUGUCUCACCAUCCGCUGUUGAGGCCCCAAAACCCAGCAAGGAUGGCAUUAUCCUGCCUGACCCCGACUGCGACCCAGAGUACGACUACAACUGCCGCCUGCGUCGUGCUGAGCCCGCUGCUGCUGCUGAUGAUCCCGUCGCGGCUGAGGAGAAAGCCGCUGAUGAGCCUGCAAAGGACGCCGCCGCCCCACAGUCUCCAGUUCCUCGCUUUGAAGAUUUCCUCAGGGGCGUUAUGAGCCAGUACAAGUAGAUUUCAGAUGUAACAUGAUAACAGAAUUAACAGCUUCAUCUAGAUAAUAAUGGAAAAUGGGCCUAACAGAAGUCCCUAAGUUUGAUGGACUUCAUGGACCACAACCUUCUACAAGUCACCAGUUCAUUACAAACUUAUCCAAUCACUCAGAAAAUAUUGCAGCUUUUUUAAUCUGAAGGUUUUCCUAGUUUUGGUCUGUUUUUAUAAAGGGGGGACAAUUAAAAAGGGCCAAGCAACAUAGAACAUUAUGUGAAACUUGUGGACUAAAUACCUUGUGUUUGUAUGUUUGUAGAAAAGAGUCAUUUGUAUAGAUGUGUGAUAGAGUAGGGGUAGUUUGAUCAUUUGUCAGCAGGCAAGAAUUUCUCUCUGUUGUACAUUCUCUGUUUCCAUUUGAGUU
Toxotes jaculatrix (banded archerfish) is the source of this 2115-nucleotide messenger RNA. It is a transcript of the gene and2, whose product is annotated as actinodin2. The coding region runs from base 126 to 1718 and encodes 530 amino acids. The transcript has 6 exons. NCBI's taxonomy places the organism in Eukaryota, Metazoa, Chordata, Actinopteri, Toxotidae. The record is from RefSeq and is a predicted model, not a curated record.